Messenger RNA from Lacerta agilis (Sand lizard), 1482 nucleotides. RefSeq names its product TOR signaling pathway regulator (gene TIPRL). Gene Ontology annotation, biological process: TOR signaling. The record is from RefSeq and is a predicted model, not a curated record. The transcript is spliced from 7 exons. Bases 99 to 905 code for a protein of 268 amino acids. Lineage: Eukaryota; Metazoa; Chordata; Lepidosauria; Squamata; Lacertidae. Gene Ontology annotation, cellular component: cytosol.
CCGACGGCUCCUUUUCGGGGCUUUCCUCGUGGAAGGGUCUCAGGAAGUCGCUCUCUCCCCUGCUUCUCCCUCUCUAUGCUACUUCCAUCGCCGCCAACAUGAUGCCCGUAUUCAAGAGCAGCCGGAGAGACUUCACUUUCGGGCCGUGGAAGCUGACGGCUGCUCGGACCCACAUCAUCAAGUCGUCGGAGUCCGAGAGAAUAGCUGAAGAACUACACAUCCCUUGUGUUCCAGAAAUGAUGUUUGGAGACAAUGUCUUAAGAAUUCAGCAUGAAUCUCUCUUUGGGAUAGAAUUCAAUGCAACUGAUGCUUUAAGAUGUGUAAAUAACACUCAAGGCAUGGUUAAAGUUGCUUGUGCAGAGGAGUGGCAAGAAAGCAGGUCUGAGCCUGAGCACACAAAGGAAGUUGUUAAACCAUAUGACUGGACCUAUACAACAGAUUACAAAGGAACUCUUCUAGGUGAUACAUUAAAGUUAAAGGUUUCUCCCACAACAGAACAUAUAGAUACAGAGAAACUAAAAGCCAGGGAACAGAUUAUGUUCUUUGAGGAAAUACUGCUGUUUGAAGAUGAACUUCAUGAUCAUGGCGUUUCAAGCCUGAGUGUAAAAAUAAGGGUAAUGCCUUCAAGCUUCUUUGUGCUCUUGAGGUUUUUCCUGCGAGUUGAUGGUGUGCUUAUCAGAAUGAAUGAUACAAGGAUUUAUCAUGAGGCUGAUAAACACUACAUGUUACGGGAAUACACCUCGAGGGAAAGCAAAAUAUCAAGCUUAAAGCAUGUUCCUCCACCCCUUUUCACGGAUCCUAAUGAGGUUGCUCAGUACUUACCUGUCAAGGAGAACUUUUGUGAGAAGUUGGAGUUCCCUGAGAAUUUGCAUCCUGAAUCUGAAGCAGCACCAGAAAGCACUUAAGUGGGAUCUCCGUAAUUUUGUGGACUUGAAACAGACCUUGUUCUGGAGACCAUGUAAUGCCUUGGUUGUUGUCACUGAAGAUUUAUCUACCUUCUAGAUACAGAUCUAUUCGGAUGUCUGACUAAAAUUUCUGUAGCUGUGGAUGGUCAGGAGCAAACCUUUGCUAAUGUUUUCGUUGUGUCUAUUUCAAAUGUGCCCUGAAACUGGUUCUGGACUGGAGUUACCUGACAUAGGAGAAUAAGCCUGCAAACAUCACCAGUAAUUCUUUUGAAGCAUACAGCGUUUCAAGAAAGUUUACUGGGUUUAGGAAAAAUCAAGACUCAUUCAUAAGCUCGAACAGCUACUAAGAACUUUGUUUUAACAUAGUCUUUGUUAUACAAGGGCCUUGUUUCAUAAGAGUCAUAGGACAAAGCACAUUGAUCACUGAUGCUUGGUAAGUUUUUGGAUCUCAGUGGAUGGCAUUACUCUCUUAAUCAGUUGCAUGGUGUCUGUCUUUAAAUAAGAAAUACACGAGAAACACUGUUUGGCCUGGUUCACAUGCAACAUUAAACCGUAGUUUAAAAUAAACUGGUUUUUG